Molecule: messenger RNA, 2550 nt
Organism: Bursaphelenchus okinawaensis
Lineage: Eukaryota; Metazoa; Nematoda; Chromadorea; Rhabditida; Aphelenchoididae
Source: the annotation of a GenBank genome assembly
AUGUUCGGUUGGUUUAUAAGGUAAAGGUUACUGUAGUUUUAAAGAGAAUGGUUUUAAAAUUUGGAUAAGAUCUUACAUUUACAUGACUUUUGAAUUGGAAAAAUUUGAAGGAAAUCUGAACAUUGCAAGUCGGGUACCUUCCUUGUUAUUAUACAAGGAAAGUACCUUACCUGCCCCGCUCAGAAUCAGCUCAAACUUUUUAUAUGAAUUUGUUGUACUACCAAUAGUACUUAUAAAAAGUUUUAGCUCGCGCUUUUGAGUUUUAAAUUUUAAAUAUUUAAAUUUCCCGCCAAUUUGGCAUUGCGUUUCAAGCCCUUUUUCGACCUUCCAGACCAGCUACGCUUACAAAUUAAAAAAUGUAGGUUCAUUUAAAGGUAUUAUACUAAUAUAUCAAAGAAAGACCAUUAAAAGUUAAAAAAUUACAAAAUUAUAAGCUUGCAACACAAUGCUAAUUUGACGGGAAAUUUAAAAAAUAAUUUUUUAAUCUCGCUUUCCUCGAGAUUUCCUGGUAAGCGCGAUGUAGUACUUUGCUGAAGAUCUUAUAUUUGCAAUGUCAUACUAUAUAAAAAGUUUAAAGUCAAGAGCGAGGCAGGUCGGUAUUUACCUUGUUAUUUUAUAAAUUUUUUUUGGAAAAUUUGAAAAAAAAUAGUAAAAUUUCAAAAUUUCAAAUUCUUCCAGGACUACUUGUUCCUCGAAUCCGAGUUAGCCGUUUCGUAUUCGCCGCAGAACAUUUACUGUUAUGCGAUCGAUGCAAAAGCGCCGAAGGUGUUUCACGCUCGGCUUCACGCGCUUUCGGCCUGUUUGCCGAAUGUCAUCGUGACACGAGUCGAGUAUCGGAUGGAUUCGGAAGGGCACAAUGGGACGCGUUCUAUGAUGGAAUGUCUUCGUAUGAUCACGAAACACAAUUGGAAGUAUGUUUUUGUACUACAAGUAAGAGGUUUGUGUGAUUGCAAGCGUGCUUUGUUUUACUAUACUACAUAUUAUACUAGUUCAUGUCUAAUAACUUAUUGCUAGUAAAACAGAAGUAGAACCCCUGUAUAACGAAUAGCUUGAAAUCCGUUAUACAAAAGUUCCACUCUAGUACAAGUAACACUAUAGUAAAUUAGACUUAUUAAAGCUAUGUUUCAGAAUCACGAUAUACAGAUCAAAACGAAUUCGGAGCUAAUUCGCAUUCUACAACUUUACAACGGUACCAACGAUGUUCAAGCGUACAGACAGAGUAUUAAGCGAAUACAGCCCGGUGUCAACUGGUCUUUUAAAGCUAUGAAUUUGUUCAAGAACGGUACGUACUAUCAUGCUUAAACAAUGUGAAUUCAGCUCGCAAUUAUACAAAGAAAGUGCCCGACCUGCCCCGCUCUGACUGACUUCAGACUUUUUAUAUUGAAAGAUCAUGUAAAUAUAAGAUCUUCAGCAAAGUACGAUUUAAAUCGCGCUUUCCAGUCAAUCUCGAAAAAACCAAGAUUAAAAAAUUAAAUUUUGAAUUUCCCGCCAAAUUGGCAUUGUGUGUUUCGUUCUUAUAACUCUGUCAUUUUUGACUUUUAAUCACUUUCUCAAUACGUAGGUCUUCAAAACAGUGAUUCUAGAGAUGAGGAACAAAAACAGGGCCCGGCCCAAUCUAAAUUUUGUUGCGGCCGGCCCGGUCCGAUUUUUUUACGUGCAAACGGGCUUGGCCCGGUCCGUUCCUCAUGUCUAAUGAUUCAUCUCAAACAGAUUACCUUAUCUAACUCUAACAGCAUACUGAGACGUACUGCCACACUUGACCCAUUCUAGCCCAUCGCAACACCCGACUUCACAACGGCCAGCCACCUGUCAUGCUGUUCGCCAAGUCGUUGCCUCAAGUGACAUUGUCGCGAAAAGCGGUCGAUUUCAUGUUAACAAACAUGAAUAUCGACCGUUUUGUCGACCGAAUUGAAUGGAAUGCGUUUGGCGUAGACGAGAACUUCAUCGGCAGUUUGAAUUCAAACGAUGCGGUGGGACUGCCUGGGGGUUUUACGCUGCAUUGCCUGCGGGGACAGGUGGAAAGCAACUACAUGACGCGACUGUCGAUUUGGAUGGACAGUGGGAAGUGUAAAAGUGGCAUGUACAGACACUACUUGUGUUUGUUUGGCAUGGAAGACAUCAAAGUGAGGUUUUAUUUGCGUUAUGUUGACUUUGACUUGUUUUUCAAAAUUUUAAAGAAAAGUUGACUUUUUACUCAGUAUGAUUUGAAACAAACAUCCCUACUGUCCACGCCAACUAAAGCGCUUCUAUACAAUGCCAUUCAAGACAAAUAACAACUACUUUUACAUGCCUUACAACUUGUUUUAGGCCAACAUCGAAGACCAACCCCACUUUUUCGCCAACAAAUUCAUGCCAUCGGUGGAUUUUGGAGCCAUCGACUGUUGGCAUCGCAUUUUAUACAAUCGAACGCAUUUUAACCGGGCCAACCGGCUGUCAAUGAGGGACUACAAGUUUGUGGACACGGUUAGGUUCAACUUUUUGAAAAAUAAUUACCCAAACUUUACUGCGCUCAAUUUUAAUUGCAAAAUUGAUAGGAAAAUGGUUGUUUAG